This is a messenger RNA of Molossus molossus (Pallas's mastiff bat), 2487 nucleotides long. It is a transcript of the gene SLC35A2, whose product is annotated as solute carrier family 35 member A2. Gene Ontology annotation, biological process: pyrimidine nucleotide-sugar transmembrane transport. Gene Ontology annotation, cellular component: Golgi membrane. NCBI's taxonomy places the organism in Eukaryota, Metazoa, Chordata, Mammalia, Chiroptera, Molossidae. Bases 243 to 1424 code for a protein of 393 amino acids. The record is from RefSeq and is a predicted model, not a curated record. The transcript has 4 exons. Gene Ontology annotation, molecular function: UDP-galactose transmembrane transporter activity.
GUCUAGUAACGGGAGGAGGCCGAAGAAGCUGCAGAGAUGAGAGGCUGAGGUGGCUGCAUGCCCGUUCUCCCUAUCCUGAUGGAAUUUGGGAGUCACGAGGCCUCUGUCAUAACUUGGCGUUAAGGAGCGGACAAGGAAGACCACUGCUCUGGUCAGCCCUCACCCCUGCGGCCCGGAAACGGAAGUGACAGAUACGGAAGUGGCCUGCUGUUGCCGAGGGGACGGGCCAGACAGAUGCCAACAUGGCAACGGUUGGGUCUGGUGGUUCGACCGCGGCGGCCGGGCCAGGGGCGGUCUCCGCGGGGUCGUUGGAACCUGGUACCGUGAGUGCGGCUCACCGGCGCCUCAAAUACAUAUCCCUAGCUGUGCUGGUGGUCCAGAAUGCCUCUCUUAUCCUCAGCAUCCGCUACACCCGCACACUGCCUGGCGACCGCUUCUUUGCCACUACUGCUGUGGUCAUGGCCGAGGUGCUCAAAGGUCUCACCUGCCUGCUGCUGCUCUUCGCACAGAAGAGGGGUAACGUGAAGCACCUGGUUCUCUUCCUCCACGAGGCUGUCCUGGUGCAGUAUGUGGACACAUUCAAGCUUGCAGUGCCCUCUCUCAUCUACACCUUGCAGAAUAACCUCCAGUAUGUUGCCAUCUCCAACCUGCCAGCUGCCACUUUCCAGGUGACGUACCAGCUGAAGAUCCUGACUACAGCCCUGUUCUCCGUGCUCAUGCUGAACCGCAGCCUUUCCCGGCUGCAGUGGGCCUCCCUGAUGCUCCUCUUCAUGGGUGUCGCCAUUGUCCAGGCACAGCAAGCAGGUGGUGGGGGCCCACGACUACUGGAUCAGAACCCUGGGGUGGGCCUAGCGGCUGUUGUGGCCUCCUGUCUCUCCUCAGGCUUCGCAGGUGUCUACUUUGAGAAGAUCCUCAAAGGCAGCUCAGGCUCUGUGUGGCUGCGCAACCUGCAGCUGGGCCUCUUCGGCACGGCACUGGGCCUGGUGGGGCUCUGGUGGGCUGAGGGCACUGCUGUGGCCCACCGCGGCUUCUUUUUCGGGUACACGCCUGCUGUCUGGGGCGUGGUGCUCAAUCAGGCCUUUGGUGGGCUACUGGUGGCUGUGGUUGUCAAGUACGCUGACAACAUCCUCAAGGGCUUUGCCACCUCCCUGUCCAUCGUGCUGUCCACUGUUGCCUCCAUCCGCCUCUUUGGCUUCCAUGUGGACCCGUUGUUUGCUCUUGGCGCUGGGCUGGUCAUCGGCGCCGUCUACCUCUACAGCCUUCCCCGAGGUGCAGCCAAAGCCAUAACUUCCACUUCCACCUCUGCCUCCGGGCCCUGCACUCACCAGCAGCCUCCUGGGCAGCCACCGCCACCCCAGCUGUCUUCCCACCGUGGAGACCUCAGCACGGAGCCCUUUCUGCCAAAGUCAGUGCUGGUGAAGUGAGGGCUGGCGGCGGUAUGGGAAGACAGGGUGGGGGACUGGGUGGAGGGUGUUGGGCAUCUGCAGGACCCAAGUCGCUACUUGGGGCCUGGCUCCUCUGGGGUUGGAAGUCUUUUAUCCCAGGUUGUUGAGACUUCCAGAAGGGCAUGGGGCUGGGCAGGUGUUACAUGAGACCUUUCUUGACUGCUGACCUCCCCCUCCUCUGGAGGGGUUUUUUAAGCCACCUCCUCCACCCCAGUCUAACCCCUUUGAGGACCAGGUUGGUGGUAUUGUCAUUUAAGGCCUUUUUGUCUGCCCUCCUCCUUCAGCCAGAGGUGUCCUGUCUCAUUCCUGGGAGAGUCCCUCCACCUUUGUAAGGACAAAUUGGACAAAAAUCCUACAGCUUUUUAAUGACUGAUGCCUACCUGUGGGGUUUCAUUUCCCAUAGCUCUAGGCCUUCUCCCUCACAAUCACACUGGAUCAUGUUAGCACCUGUCUUUUUGUGGCCUUCAGGCAGCUUCCUUGACACUGAGAUCCCAGAAAAUGGGUCUCUUGUGAGCACCCAGGGAGAGGUAGGGGCGAGAGCUGACAUUUUUGCAUCAGCCUGGUCUAGAAAUAGGCACAGUUUGGUUUUUAGUGGUUUGGGGAUUUGUGUAGUCAUAUAAUGAUCCAGAGUGUGGGAAAAGCAGGGAGGGAGGUCCUUGAAGUGGCUGAAUCUCAUUGAAUCUAAGACACUGUCAGUUGCCAGAUACAGGGUUCUUUUCUGAGACAUCCUGAGAAAAAAAUAAAGCUGCCAACCACACUUACUACCCCACUGGCUGAAUGAGGCAUUUUUACUUCAUGGGGUGGGGGGUGUCUUAAAUUUGCUGAAAUAUGGAACCUGCCCCAUGCACUUCUCAAAGCUUAUUAAUCCCCUAACUGUCGUGUGUGUGUGUGUGUAUGUGUGUGUGUGUGUGUGAGAGAGAGAGAGAGAGAUGCCUGGGCUUUGCUAUGUGUAAAUAGGGCCGUUGGAUCUUUAUUUUUGAUUAACUUGUUCUGAUUUUUGGUUUGUUUUCUAAGGAACUGUAAUGAACAAAUGUCAGGAUAC